AUGGACGGAGACUGGGACGAGGUCGCUCGCAUCCCCUUUCCGCCUCCGGGCGUCCACGCCAUGGCGACUCCCGUGACGACCAUGACGUUUGACACCGCUCAAGAGCUGCUGUGGACCGGAAACGACUACGGCCGCGUUACGUCCUUCUACGGCAGUGAGCUGCAGCGAUACACCUCCUUCAAAGCACACACGACACCCGACGGCCCCGUGAGGCAGAUCCUUGUCAACGACAAAGGCGUUGUGGUGCUGGGGUCGAGGGACAUACACAUGGCCUCGCGGAAGGGGCCCCCGAUAUGGCAUAUUAGACACGAUGACAUGAAAGACUUACGAUGCAUGAGCUUUACGUCCAAGGGGACAUCCGAGAUCCUCGCUGCCGGACUCCAAGACACUAUGUUUGUGAUCGACCUAGCUAAGGGCGAGGUGGUCAAGCAGGUUCCGACCGCGCACUCGUAUAAAGUGAUGAAGAGAAGCAGAUACAUCUGCGCCGCCACCAAAGACGGCACGGUCGACCUGAUCGACCCCGUCAACUUUUCCGUCGUCAAGAGCUGGAACGCCCACUCAGCCUUGAUCAGCGACAUGGACGCCCAACAUGACUUCAUCGUCACCUGCGGUUAUUCGCUGCGCCAGGGUCAGAACUACAUGUUGGAUCCAUUCUUGAACGUCUUCGACAUCAAGAAGAUGUCUUCAAUGUCGCCAAUACCGUUUCCUGCUGGCGCCGCCUUUGUCAGGAUGCAUCCGAGAAUGUCGACGACUAGCAUUGUUAUGUCCCAGAGCGGGCAGAUGCAUGUCGUUGACCUGAUGAACCCAAACACUAGCAAUGUGCGGCAAGCCAACACCAUGACAUACCUGACCAUGUUCGAAAUCGCGCCGUCUGGGGAGGCCGUUGCUCUGGCAGACGCAGAGUUCAACAUCCACAUCUGGGGAUCUCCUUCAAAGCUCCGCUUCGUCGACUUCGCGUCGCAGACAGAGUUCGCGACUCCCGAAGAGCCCCUGCCCACCGUAGAGUGGACUGCUGAUACGCCCCUGAACUCCAUCGGCAUGCCAUAUUACCGAGAGGCCUUGCUGUCCGCCUGGCCGGACCUUAUCUCCGACGUUGGAGCGCCCCCUACUAAACUUGAACCUCAAUUCCUUGCUGGUCUCAAGCAGUCCGAGCUGGGUUUGUUUGGACGCAAUACUCGGGGGCUUCGAAGGAACCAAGUUGAGGACACCCGGAACCUGGAUAAGGGAAACGCCUCGGGAAUACUAGCGCCCAAAUUUCUCAGCGAGAAAGCAAGAGAGUUUGCCAAAACUCCUGUUGGCAACGCGAACGAUGACGAGAGGGUUGAUCAUGUUGCCAACUCCCUCAUUCAAAUGGAUAUCGACCCCACAAAGGCAGAGUGCCCUCCCAUGUACCGGAAUGUUGAGAUCAAGUACAGCAAGUUUGGCGUCGAUGACUUUGAUUUUGGGUUCUACAACAGAACACAGUACUCUGGACUUGAGAUCCACAUCGCCAACUCUUACGCAAACUCCCUCCUCCAGGUCAUGCAUUUUACGCCGCUGAUUCGAAACAUGGCGCUCCAGCAUGCAGCUACUGCGUGUGUUGCCGACACUUGCUUGUUGUGCGAGUUGGGUUUCUUGUUCGACAUGCUCCAGAAAGCAGAGGGAUCCAUCUGCCAAGCGACCAAUAUGUUGAAGACACUCAGCCACCAUCCUCAAGCCGGCCCCCUUGGCCUUCUCGAGGAAGAUCCUAAUGGUUCCACCUUGACGGUCAUGUUGCAGGGCUUGACGCGAUUCCUUCUGGACAAGAUAGUACAUGACUAUCGAUCUAUCCCGCCGGGCUCGAAUACGAUGGAACAGAUGCUAGCAACGUCGGCGACAAGCUCAAUUCGGUGCAUGAACUGCAGGAGCGAGUACACUCGUCCUGGAUCGACCUUUGUGAACGAUCUGAUGUAUCCUCCAUCAACAGGGAAGAACACGGGCCGCAGUCAGAAAGCACCGAAGGUGACCUUUUCUCAAAUCCUCAAGUCCAGCGUCGAAAGGGAGACAACGUCCAAAGGCUGGUGCAGUCGAUGCCAGCGGUAUCAGACCAUCGCAACCCGGAAAACAAUACAUAACAUUCCCGCAGUGUUCAUGCUGAACACUGCUAUUGGAAACGCGGAGCAAAGACGCUACUGGUCAACGCCGGGCUUCCUCCCUGACGAAAUUGGCGUCAUAGUAGACCACGGUCAGUUCUUCUGUUACGAGGGGGAAGACCUGAAGCUCCACCUUCAACGCGGUAUUCAUAAUAUCACGGUGUACUCGCUCGUCGGAAUGGCCAUGAAUAUCGAUCCAGGCCCGGGUCAGAAGCCCCAUCUGGUCGCCAUGGUCAACGUCGCCCAUGCCCAGCCUGCAGCCCCACAGACAAGCCAGUGGCAUCUCUUCAAUGACUUCCUCGUUCGGUCGGUAAGCACUGAAGAAGCGCUUUCGUUCCAUCCGGGAUGGAAAAUGCCGUCGGUCAUCGCGUUCCAGGUCAAGGAGGCGAACAACAAGAUCGACAUGGAUUGGAAGAAGAACAUCGAUACCUCGCUUCUAUACGAGGAUACCAAGUUGGACCCCAUUUUGAGUGCUCGUCUCGCAGAUCGUCGCUUGCUGACCACCCUCGAUAGCCCCCACAUUGAUGGAAAAACAUAUCGCGCGCUUGAGUCGUCCAGUGAACAGCCCGGGCCGGACAGCAUUGUGGCUCUGGAUACUGAAUUUGUCGCUGUUCGCCAGCCCGAAAUCGAGAUGAACUCCGAUGGUGAGAGAGAGACGAUUCGGCCGAUAGUGUACGCUCUCGCUAGAGCUUCCGUUGUCCGCGGCCAAGGAGAGGACGAGGGCCUCCCCUUUAUUGACGAUUACAUCUCCAUCAGGGAGCCCAUCGUCGAUUACCUGACAUCGUACUCAGGUAUCACCCACGAUGAUCUGGAUCCCCGCGUAUCGAAGCACAACCUCGUCCCUCUCAAAGUUGCUUACAAAAAACUUUGGAUUUUGCUGAACCUCGGCUGCAAGUUCCUCGGCCACGGUCUCAAACAGGAUUUCCGGGUCAUCAAUAUUCACAUCCCACGGUCUCAGGUUAUCGACACGAUUGAUCUCUUCUUCUUGAAAUCGCGUCUGCGGAAGCUCUCGCUGGCGUUCCUUGCGUGGUAUUUGUUGAAGGAGGAUAUUCAGCUAGAGACACACGACUCGAUCGAGGAUGCUCGGACGGCCCUGAAGUUGUAUCGAAAGUAUUUGGAGUUCGAAGAUGCGGGUGUGCUGGAGCCGAUGCUUCAAGAUAUCUACCGAGCUGGGCGUGACGUCAACUUCCGACCACCUGCUAGAAGCGGGCAGGCUGCGGACGUCCAACGGACGGAUACACCGCCUCCACUGCCCACUGACGGAGCAACUGUGGCUCCAUCGACGCCGGGUGCCCCUGGUAUUGGGUCAUCGUCGAGUGGCGGGUUCGGUGCAGGGUCGACUUGGACGCCCGGAAAGGGGUCGCCGCUUCGAUGA
Messenger RNA from Colletotrichum higginsianum IMI 349063, 3486 nucleotides. RefSeq names its product PAB-dependent poly(A)-specific ribonuclease subunit PAN2. The transcript is spliced from 11 exons. The record is from RefSeq and is a predicted model, not a curated record. Gene Ontology annotation, molecular function: protein binding; poly(A)-specific ribonuclease activity; nucleic acid binding. Bases 1 to 3486 code for a protein of 1161 amino acids. Gene Ontology annotation, biological process: mRNA processing; nuclear-transcribed mRNA poly(A) tail shortening. Lineage: Eukaryota; Fungi; Ascomycota; Sordariomycetes; Glomerellales; Glomerellaceae. Gene Ontology annotation, cellular component: P-body; PAN complex.